AUGGCUGCUGGACGAUUGCCCGCUUGUGUCAUUGACUGUGGAACGGGGUACACGAAACUUGGUUAUGCAGGAAAUUCUGAACCACAGUUUAUUAUUCCCUCAGCAAUAGCAAUACGAGAGAAGAUGGGUUCUCAGUCAUCAGCAUUGCGAUGGAAUGCAAAUACUAGUUCACGGAUUGAAGAUCUUGACUUUUACAUUGGCGAUGAGGCUCUUUCACCGAGUGCCGCUAAUUAUGCUGUCAAAUAUCCAAUUCGUCAUGGAAUUGUGGAAGAUUGGGAUUUAAUGGAACGAUUUUUGGAACAAUGUAUUUUCAAGUAUCUGCGAGCUGAACCAGAAGAUCAUUAUUUUCUGUUGACAGAACCACCUUUAAAUACGCCAGAAAAUCGUGAAUAUACAGCUGAAAUUAUGUUUGAAUCAUUCAACGUACCUGGUUUGUACAUUGCCGUACAGGCUGUACUAGCACUUGCGGCUCCCUGGCAAAGCCGAGAUUUAUUGCACCGUCCAUUGACAGGAUUGGUCGUUGAUAGCGGUGAUGGUGUAACACAUUGUAUCCCUGUUGCGGAAGGUUAUGUAAUCGGUUCAUGUAUUAAACAUAUACCUAUUGCUGGAAGAGAUAUUACCUAUUUCAUACAGCAAUUACUUCGAGAACGCGAAAAUACAGUGCCGUCGGAUCAAAGUUAUGAAGUUGCGAAAUCGAUUAAAGAAAAAUAUUGCUAUGUUUGUCCGGACAUUUUGCGGGAAUUUAUAAAAUAUGACACGGAUGGAGCAAAAUGGUUCAAAACAUACGAUGGAAUAAAUAGCAUAACCAAAAAAUCAUUCACGGUUGAUGUGGGAUAUGAACGAUUUCUCGGUCCAGAAAUUUUUUUCCAUCCGGAAUUUGCCAAUCCAGAUUUCACAGUGCCAAUCUCUGAAAUUGUGGAUACCGUAAUUCAACAAUGUCCAAUUGAUGUACGCCGUGGUCUCUAUGAGAAUAUCGUUCUUUCCGGCGGUUCGACAAUGUUCAAAGAUUUCGCGCGACGUAUGCAGCGUGAUAUCAAGCGAAUUUCCAAUGCUCGUUUAGCGUUAAGCGAGGAAUUAUCGGGUGGACGGCUAACGCCUAAACCAAUCGAUGUGCAGGUCGUAUCUCAUAAAAUGCAGCGAUAUGCGGUAUGGUUUGGUGGUAGUACUCUUGCAGAUACGCCUGAAUUCUACAAAGUGGCACAUACGAAAGCGGAAUACAUGGAGAAAGGACCGAGCAUCUGUCGUUACAAUCCCGUAUUCGGCGCACUUACUUGA
Cercopithifilaria johnstoni is the source of this 1275-nucleotide messenger RNA. NCBI's taxonomy places the organism in Eukaryota, Metazoa, Nematoda, Chromadorea, Rhabditida, Onchocercidae. The record is from the annotation of a GenBank genome assembly.